CUGCAAUAAUCAGGUUUUGAAAAACCAUUGGAAUUCUCAACUACUAGUAAUUGUUAAACGAUACCAAAGUUUCAGAACUAAAUUUGUAGGGUUCCUAGUGAAAGAAACCCUUCCAAAAAUUCUCCAAAGCUUAGGAUGAACCUAAGCCAAAGAGGGGGUUUGGAAAUAGUUUUCAACCAGCAAUAGACGCGCCUCGGUUAUUACCUCACUAGCUGCGUCAUUGCCCCAAGCGCAAAGAUGAGAUUCCCACAAUGCUGCCUUUCGUUUUUAUAACAAAUCAUUCCCCUCCCUCUUCUCUAUUUAGCCGGUGUGGGAAAGUUAACCGAAUCUUAGAUUAAAAAAGGACCUCCGUUCCAUAUGCCUAUACGAAUCUGCGGCAUCAACCGUCAACGUUUGGCUCAAAUCGAAGGUCUGUUUCUCCGCUGUCUCGUUAAAUUUAUAUCUACAUUAGUGAAGUGUGUUGUAGAGAAGAGUUGCUAGGCUGAUAGUAUUAUGGAAGGAGUUAAGGGAGACGAUGAUGAUGGCAGCACACUGGCCCCACUGGUGAAGUGGAGAAGAGAAUUCUCUAGAAUGUUCAGGCACUACCUGGAUAGGUCUGUUCCUUAUACGUAUAGGAGAUGGCUUGGUACAGUAGCGGCUGCCUCAGUAUAUGUAUUACGGGUUUACUAUGUCCGUGGUUUCCAUAUCAUAUCCUAUGGUGUUGGAACCUAUCUUUUGAAUCUACUGAUUGGAUUCCUAUCCCCCAAAUAUGAUCCUGAACUUGAAGCUCUUGAUGGGCAUGCUAGAGAUUCUGAUGAAUAUAUACCAUUUGUUCGCCGUCUCCCUGAAUUCCUGUUGUGGUAUGCAGCCACAAAGGCUUUUGUUGUAGCUUUUUUUAUGACCUUCUGUUCGCUUUUUGAUGUCCCGGUUUUCUGGCCAAUACUGCUUUGUUAUUGGAUUGUGCUUUUUGUUCUUACCAUGAAGCGUCAGAUAACACACAUGAUUAAGUACAAGUAUGUGCCUUUUGACCAUGGAAAACUGAAAUACAGUCGGAAGAGAUCGGCUGCAAGUAGUGGGGGCUCAUCAAGGGGUUAAAGUUGUGUGGGUUCGCGAUAGCAUGCUGUGGGUGAGGUUUGGAGAAUCACAUCUUUUUGUUUCUGAAGCAUUUUUGUGUAUUUGUGUUUCUUGAGUCUGCUGAAGAAAAACUAUAGUUUGCUUUGACAUAAAAUCAGGGCUGUACAGAAAGAUUAGUAGCAUUUGGAAUAGGCUAAUGUUCUUUCAUGCCCCCCCCCCCCCCCCCCCCCGGCAAGAACCCCUCUGGGCGCGGAGUAUAUGUAGUCCAUCUCCAAAUAUGCAAGCGUACCUGUGGUCAAUGGCCUGACAGACUAUAACCAUCCUUGUCAAAUAAUGGCCGACGCACUUACAAUAAUUGAACAUGUUGGACAUCUUGAAGGGACAAAGGUUGUCUACGUUGGAGAUGGAAACAACAUUGUGCACUCUUGGCUAUUGUUAGCUUCUGUGAUUCCUUUCCACUUUGUUUGUGCUUGCCCAAAAGGGUUUGAGCCUGAUCAGAAGACGGUUGAAGUCGCACAACAAGCGGGAGUUGGCAAAAUUGAAAUAACUAAUGACCCAAAGGAAGCUGUUAAAGGAGCUGAUGUUGUUUAUUCAGAUGUUUGGGCCUCCAUGGGCCAAAAGGAAGAAGCAGCACAUCGACGUAAAGUCUUUCAAGGGUUUCAGGUAGAUGAAAAGCUGAUGAAAUUAGCGGGCCCAAAAGCGUAUUUCAUGCAUUGUUUACCAGCAGAAAGAGGGGUGGAGGUGACUGAUGGGGUAGUAGAAACAGCAAACUCAAUUGUGUUCACCCAAGCUGAAAACAGGAUGCAUGCCCAGAAUGCCAUUAUGCUCCAUGUCUUGGGCCUCUAAAUCUUAUCCUCCUUUUAAUUUAUUUAUUAUAAAAUCAAUCUUUUUUCUUUCAUGAGACCAGCAAACUUGCACCAUUAUUGAUGCUCAUUUUUCUCUGGCGAUUUUUAUCCGUGUUGGAUUGUCCCAGAGUUUUGUUAUUAGACUUUCUGGUAAUUUUUAUGUACAUCUAUCUAUCAGACCGAGAAUUCUUAUGAAAGAAAGUUUGUGUUUAAUUAUACUUCUGGUCCCAUGAUGAUUUUCAGAAUACUUGUCUUUGGUCGAAGCAAGUUCUUUGCGUUCUCGAAUUUGAGCAUCAAUUGAUAGUCAUUUUCGAA
Messenger RNA from Cuscuta europaea, 2213 nucleotides. Lineage: Eukaryota; Viridiplantae; Streptophyta; Magnoliopsida; Solanales; Convolvulaceae. The record is from the annotation of a GenBank genome assembly.